Molecule: messenger RNA, 600 nt
Organism: Cladocopium goreaui
Lineage: Eukaryota; Dinophyceae; Suessiales; Symbiodiniaceae
Source: the annotation of a GenBank genome assembly
CUUUUCUUCGCGUAUGAGACAACUCGCAAAGCCAUGUUGCUGCUGGCCUUCGUUUCAAAGACAAGGUAGGUCGCAGUGAUGCUUGAUCAUCGAUAAGAGCAAUGGAGGGGCAAGCUGUGGAAAGCUCCAAACCUUUGCAUACUUUGCAUGAGGGGAGAGGAGCGUGAACUGACUGAAGAAGCUGAAGUACUUGAAGAUCUUGAAACGAGUGAGCUGGCCUGUGUAGACUUGUACGGGCUCGUAUCUCAGGUGCAGCUCCGUGGCAAGCGCUUGGCAUUUCUUUUCAUUUCUUUGAUCGGCACUGAUGCGCUGCAGAGAGUGGUCUUUGAUCGGCGGCGCUUUGAUGAGAGCAGCGCAUUGGGAUUUCCGACCGAAGGCUCCUGCGAGCAGUGUGUGCAUAUCCUUGCAGAAUCAGCGCUGGAAUCUUCAGACCUGUUUGCCAAAAGAUGGGAAAUCUUUUUACCGGCUGCAACUUUGCCUCCCAUCAGCAUGGCGACCUCGAAGCCUGGCAAUGCCUUGGCCCUAGCCUUACUGGCCUCGCUCCUGUAUUUUCAUCCAAACUGCCUUGCAUUGUGCGCAAUGAUGCGCAUUGUGCGGUAG